This is a messenger RNA of Cryptomeria japonica (Japanese cedar), 1907 nucleotides long. RefSeq names its product laccase-11-like. NCBI's taxonomy places the organism in Eukaryota, Viridiplantae, Streptophyta, Pinopsida, Cupressales, Cupressaceae. The transcript is spliced from 6 exons. The coding region runs from base 74 to 1747 and encodes 557 amino acids. Gene Ontology annotation, molecular function: hydroquinone:oxygen oxidoreductase activity; copper ion binding. The record is from RefSeq and is a predicted model, not a curated record. Gene Ontology annotation, cellular component: apoplast. Gene Ontology annotation, biological process: lignin catabolic process.
CAUCCUUCAAACUGAUCUGAUUGGAUGAUUUUAAGCUAACCAUAUAUUUUUUGUCUGCCAAGGAAAUCUAGCAAUGGCAGUACUCUCAAAUACUAUAAUGUUGUGUUUUGUCACACUUGUUCUGCUGUCUGUUACUGUCGAGGCAAAAACAAGGCAUUAUAAUUUUACUAUAAGAUUCAAGAAUUAUACACGUUUAUGCCACACAAAGCCCAUUGUGACAGUGAAUGGGAGAUAUCCAGGCCCAACAAUAUAUGCAAGAGAGGGUGACACACUGCUAGUCAAUGUCACAAAUCAUGUGAAGUACAACGUUACAAUACACUGGCAUGGAAUCAGACAGUUAAGGACUGGGUGGGCUGAUGGGCCUGCAUACAUCACACAGUGCCCUAUUCAAACCCGCCAAAACUUUGUAUACAACUUUACAAUCACUGGGCAAAGAGGCACACUAUUCUAUCAUGCCCAUAUUCUGUGGCUACGCGCAACAUUGCAUGGCCCCAUUGUCAUCUUGCCAAAGAAACAUGUGCCGUAUCCUUUUCCCAAGCCUCACAAGGAAGUCACACUGGUUCUAGGGGAAUGGUGGAAUGCAGACACAGAAGCUGUAAUAAAUCAGGCUCUCAAAUCAGGAGGAGCCCCAAAUGCAUCAGAUGCUCACACCAUUAAUGGGAAACCCGGGCCUCUCUUCAAUUGUUCUACUAAAGAUACUUAUGCUUUGGCAGUAGAGCCUGAUAAAACCUACCUCCUCCGAAUCAUCAACGCUGCACUCAAUGAUCAAGUUUUUUUCAGCAUAGCAAACCAUCUCUUAACAGUGGUAGAAGUUGACGCAGUAUACACCAAGCCAUUCAAUACAAAGGCAAUAGCCAUUUCUCCUGGCCAGACAACAAAUGUUCUCCUCAACACAGACAAGAAAGCAGGAAGAUGUUUCAUGGCAGUCCGAGCAUUCAUGGACGCCCCCAUCCCAGUCGACAACAUGACUGCAGCAGGCAUACUUCAAUACAUCGGAACACCCAAUACUUCCAACCCCGUAAAGCCUGUAAUCCCUAAGAUAAACGAUACUGCUUUCUAUACCAACUUCAGCAAUAGUCUCAAAAGCUUGAAUUCUGCAGCAUUCCCUGCAAAAGUUCCUCAGACAGUAGACCGAAAUCUGUUGUUCACAAUAGGACUUGCAUUGGAUUCAUGCCCAACUUGUGCUAAUGGCAGUCGUGCAUCUGCAUCAAUUAACAAUGUAAGUUUUGUCAUGCCUACAAUUGCUCUUCUGCAGGCGCAUUUCAACAACAUCAGUGGAGUUUUCACAAAAGAUUUUCCAGAUAAUCCUCCCACGCCCUUCAACUACACAGGCACACCGCCUAAGAAUCUCUUCACAUCCAAAGGAACAAGACUCACUAGUUUGACAUACAAUUCAACAGUGCAGUUGGUGCUUCAGGACACCAGUAUUCUUACAGUUGAUAAUCAUCCAAUUCAUCUCCAUGGCUUCAACUUUUUCAUUCUUGGGUCAGGUUUUGGUAACUACAACCCAAAGAAGGAUCCUGCUAAAUUCAAUUUGGUAGACCCUCCAGAGCGUAAUACAGUGGGAGUGCCAACAGGAGGGUGGACUGCUAUCCGAUUCAGAGCAGAUAAUCCUGGGGUGUGGUUCAUGCAUUGUCAUCUGGAAGUGCAUACAACAUGGGGACUGAAGAUGGCAUUUGUGGUGGAGAAUGGAAAUGAGCCUGAACAAUCCAUAUUGCCUCCUCCAGCAGACCUUCCAAAAUGCUAAAUUCACUUUUACAUUGAUAACAUCUUUACUACCAUCUGUUGACUAAAGCUAAAUUAUGUUAUGAUUAGUAAUCCAUAGUUGCAGCAGUCAAAGUUUCUGCUCUCUACGAGGGAUUUUGUAAUGAUCCAAUGUUUUCCAAUAAAUUUUGUUUCCUUGUUCA